CACCCACCAUGCGCCUCUCAGACACCCUCUCCUCCCUCGGCCUCAGCGCCACUCUGGCUAUCUCCCUCUAUAAUGGACUUGCGGUCGCAGACACCUACAAUGGCGGCUGCAAGGGUGACAACCCGGUAAAGCUCCGCAUCGGCAACGGCGGCGCCGGUCAAAGCGGUCUCGUUAAGGAACUCGCCGAUCACUUCAUCAAAAACCAAACAGAUAACUGCGCCUCCGGCGCCUUUAAAGUUGAAUGGGUCAAAGGCGACACGACGGAAACAAUCAACAACCUCAGAGCCAAGACCGUAGACAUCGGAAUCACCUACCACCAAACCGCGGAACAAAUAGCCAUCAAGACUGGGUUCGCCUCCGGCUGCAAAUACAAGGAUACGAACAGCACGACACCCUGCUUCGGCGACUGCAAGGACCACGAGGAACGGCCGUGCUACACAUUCCGCGACCACUUCUACCUCGCUGGCCCGAAGAAUGAUACCGCGAAUAUUAAGGAUGAGGAUGAUAUCGUCGAGACGUUCUCAAAGCUGUACAAUGCGGCGGAGAAUGGGACAGCGCGGUUCCUGAGUCGGUUUGACAAGUCGGCGACGAAUAUUAAGGAUUCGGAGCUGUGGAUUGGGAUUGGACAGGUUCCUUGGGCAAUUGCCUACUCCAAGUGGUAUCACCAGUACAUGGACUACCCGAUCCAGGCGUUGAAGGCGGCCAUCAAUCUUCAGGAAUACACCGUGACCGAUCGCGGAACGUUCCUGACGCUCGGAAACCAGGAGAAGGGCCUCACUGAUAAGAUUAAGGUCUACAAGCGGGGUGAGGAUUACGACGAGCUGCUGAACCCGGCGGACAUUAUUAUCUCUGCGAACUCCGAGAAUAAGGAUGUGGCACAGGACUUCGUGCAAUGGGUUCUUGGUGCCGAGGGUCAGGAAGUUAUCGUCAACUUCCACAAGGAAGAUGGCUAUUGUCUGUAUAGGGGGUUCCCUGCCGAUGAUGGCCAAGAUGUCAAGGCUUCGGAUUGCAAAUGGGAGCUCAGCUGAUU
Molecule: messenger RNA, 1030 nt
Organism: Aspergillus alliaceus
Lineage: Eukaryota; Fungi; Ascomycota; Eurotiomycetes; Eurotiales; Aspergillaceae
Exons: 3
Coding region: 9-1028 (339 amino acids)
Source: RefSeq, a predicted model, not a curated record